Molecule: messenger RNA, 2388 nt
Organism: Homarus americanus (American lobster)
Lineage: Eukaryota; Metazoa; Arthropoda; Malacostraca; Decapoda; Nephropidae
Product: zinc finger protein 501-like
Exons: 2
Coding region: 931-2274 (447 amino acids)
Source: RefSeq, a predicted model, not a curated record
GUCUUGUAAACAACCUGCUGGGCUAAACUACUCACGGAGGAAGAGUCUCUUAAUGUAUACUUCACCUUUAUCCUCACUGUCACUGAUCUGCUCAUUAGCCGCUUGGGCAGUUGGUCACGUCUCUGUUAAUCACUGUUGAUGUGAACUGAAGAACAAAUGGCAGUGGGAAGAGAAGCAGUAGACUGUGAGAACACUAUGUUGGGUGCAGGUGUAAACAACAGUGGACAUAGACAAAGUAUUACCAACUGAACAAAAGAAUUCUAAGGAGACAAGAAAUUACUCUUCUUUGUGGAAAUACUGUAUGUUUUAAAAUAAUUCAAAACUUGUGUAUAGAUUCACCCCUUCAUAAGACUUUUGUCACAUUUAGCCAAAGUUUACCAUCUGACAUAAGUCCAGUAGUUUAUAUAACCCUUUGUAUUAUUGUUUACCAGCCAUCACAAGUAGUGUACUGUACUUGUAGUGUAUCGGCCUGAGUAUUAUUGUUUGCUGUACAUGAGAGGAACUGUAUAUAUAACAAUAGUAUACAGUAUAUAAUUUUUGUACACUUCCCUGUUGAGUCUUUUUAUAGAGUAUGUUGUAAGUCAUAAACAGUGUUUGUUAAUGACAAGUAUAGUUAUAUGUGUAACUCAUUUUUUACAUCAUUUUUCACAUUUAGUUGAAAGAGGUAUAGAGGAACCUUGUUAAUAAUGGUGUAGUCACAUGACAAACUGGAUCUUCCAUCACACUUACCUCCUCACUGUCCUCUCAUCUCAGCAUCAUUACAUCAGUGUCAGUAAAUCACAUUCACUAAUUGAUUUAUAAUUGAUGUAUGUUUCAGUUUUCAUUGUCAUAUAUAAUUUACAGUAACAAGACAUUAAUAGUUUUUGUAGGAGGAAACAUUUUCCCAGUUGAGUGUCACUAAAACCUUUAAACACACUACACAAUUUUAUAAUGGAAGGUCACUCGGAGGAACAGUCAGUGUGUGUAAAAUCACAUCAAGUAACACCCGUGAAAGAUCACUCACAACAGAAACCAUUUGUGUGUUCUGAAUGUUUUAAAGAAUUUAAAAGAAAAUGUGAUUUAGUGAGACAUACAAGAGUUCAUACAGGAGAGAAGCCUUACCAGUGUUCAGAAUGUCUUAAAUAUUUUUCUGAUAAAAGCCACUUAAUAAUACAUAUGAGAAGCCAUAAAGGAGAGAAACCUUAUCAGUGUCCUGAGUGUCUGAAAGAAUUCACAGUAAACUCGUCUUUAGUCACACACAUGAGAAUUCAUACAGGAGAGAAACCAUUUCAGUGUUCAGAGUGUUUUAAAGGCUUUCCCAAAAAAUAUGAUCUCAUUAGACAUACAAGAGUGCACACUGGUCACAAACCUUAUCAGUGUCCUGAGUGUCUGAAAGAAUUCACAGUAAACUCGUCUUUAGUCACACACAUGAGAAUUCAUACAGGAGAGAAACCAUUUCAGUGUUCAGAGUGUUUUAAAGGCUUUUCCAAAAAAUAUGAUCUCAUUAGACAUACAAGAGUGCACACUGGUCACAAACCUUAUCAGUGUCCUGAGUGUCUGAAAGAAUUUGCAGACAAAAGGAGUUUAAUCACACAUGUGAAAACUCAUACUGGAGAAAAACCUCUUAAAUGUUCAGAAUGUUUUAAAUAUUUUAUAGACGAACAUCAUUUGAGACAGCAUAUGAAAAUUCAUACAGGAAGAAGACCCUAUCAGUGUUCUGAAUGUCUGAAAGACUUUUCAGAUAAAAGUCACUUAAGAACACACAUGAGAACUCAUACAGGAGAGAAACCAUUCCAGUGUCCUGAGUGUUUUAGAGAAUUAUCCACCAAAUCUUCUUUAGUCACACAUAUGAUAAAUCAUACAGGAGAGAAACCAUAUCAGUGUUUAGAAUGUCAUCAAGGUUUUUACCAAAAAUCUCUUCUGUUAACACACAUGAAAGUUCACACAGAAAAACCUUUCCACUGUGUAAGAUGCAGGAAAAACUUUAAAGUGAAAGAUAGUUUAAUAUUACAUGUAGAGAGAUGUUACCAGACUGACCAAGUGGUCAACUCUCAUCAUUAUGAAGGUGAAAGGUGUCAGGAUUUGCACCAUGACUUGAGCUUGUCUUGCCAACCAACAGUGGAGAUGUGUGUUUCUGAAGGAGUGAAUAAUGAUCCACUCUCAGUCAUUUGUGAGACAAAAGCUUCAUCAGGACCUGAGAUAAUUGACCAAUCUUCUUUAAAGGUGGAGUGCCAGGAAGAACUAGUAGUUGAUGUUAAUCCUUCUUGUCUGUUUGGGAUAGAAUAUAACUCCUAGGUAAUUUACAUAAGCCUUAUGUUAGUAUGUAUGCUUUAAUCCUGUUUGUCUUAUUCAGCUUUUGUCAAAUUACACAGUCAUUCCACCUGAUGUCUAAUUAAAGUUAUAUCCACA